AUGAAUUCGAACAGGACCGAAGCUGGAAGGAAAGACUCAGUUUACACCAAGAUCUGGAAUGCACCGGUGCCUAACAAAGCCAAGACCACAGCAUGGAGGAUUUUGAAGGGGAGGCUGGCAACUUGCGAAAAUCUUAUCAAAAGAAAUGUCAUCAAUCUCUCGGUGGAAGCAAAUUGUUUUCUUUGUGCUACUCAAACUGAAACCCUGGAACAUCUGCUCUUCACUUGCCCAAAAACAGAUGAGAUUUGGUGCGAUUUCUUGGGGUGGAUCGGAAAAAAAACAGCUCUUCAUCGAAGCACAAACGCACACUUUCGUGCUUUCACAAGCCUUGGUAGCAAGGCGGAUGUUCAAUUCCUCACAGGUACUUGGAUUUGCAUUGUUUGGAGCAUUUGGAAAGAAAGAAACAAUUGUAAGUUCAACCAAGGAACGUGGAACAUACAAAAAAUUGUUGCGGAGAUCAAGACGAGGAUUUGGAGUUGGAAGCUGGCUUUUAAGAUGCAGUCGCCAUCCUUGGAUUCCAAAGAUUUCUUCUCCAAUUCUGGAAUCCUUGGCUGA
Molecule: messenger RNA, 555 nt
Organism: Salvia miltiorrhiza (redroot sage)
Lineage: Eukaryota; Viridiplantae; Streptophyta; Magnoliopsida; Lamiales; Lamiaceae
Exons: 1
Coding region: 1-555 (184 amino acids)
Source: RefSeq, a predicted model, not a curated record